UGAAAGGGAGGACGCUAAUAUCCUAAUACAGGCGACGAAACGGGAGCCCAUCUGCACAGGACGAUUGCCCUAUGGGUUGGACCCGAUCGAAUUUGUAAUUCGGCACUUCAUACACCUCCCUGGCACUAAAUAUAGACAACAGAUGGCAUAUCACCGUCGUAAUUCUCGCAGGUUGUUUUAGUUACGUUUUCAGCCUUGUUUGGCCACUGGUAAUUACGAUUCAAGGGGGCCAGGAACUGGAAGCCGGUGUUAUUUCAUUACGAGGCGCCGUAGAAGCGUUAAGAGGACUUUUUCCACCAUCGAGCCGGGCGUAAUUAAUUUACUUUAAAACGCGGUUGAAGAUGUCACCACUCAGAAUUUAAUCCUUUUCUUAUUCUCCUAAAGCGCAACUUGAACUUGAGUUCGCAUGUUCCGUCCGAUUAGUCAGGCCUCAUCCAAAAGAUAAACAAGUAUUCAGCACUUGACACCGAACUUGUAUUGUUAUCUAGGUCCACCAACAAAGAUUCGAGGUUGAGCUUGUCGCUUGUCGCUUCUGUGCCGGAAUAGGAAACAAUUCGCGCCACUUGGGCACAAAGCAUACCAACCACACACUACAAACGAGAUGGUGGGCGUUCCGGGGAGAUCCAAGAGCUGCGGCACUUGCAGAAUUCGUAAAAAGGGCGGCUGCGACGAAAAACGCCCAGCAUGUGGGCAGUGCAUCAAGCUACGACUGAAGUGCGAUGGAUAUGAGCGCGAGCUGCGCUUUAUCAACUUCAGCACUCAGCCUCGUAAGGCUGGUCGAAAGAAUCCAACCUCGGCCCAGAUUGCCCUACCAGUGCCGCUGGCGCGGGCAGCAUAUGCAGAGAAGUAUCUUGGUAUCUUCUGGAGUACUUAUCUUCCCACAGAUAAGCACUUCCCUGCGCAAAUGAUGAUGUACGUCAGUGGCGGUUGGACAAAUUCGCUGCCCCAGCUUUAUCUUAACUCGACGGAUAUUCAAAAGAUACUACUUGCCAUAUGUCUAUCCACUGCAGGGCGGAUAACAAACAACCGAUGGGAAAAAGAGGAGGGUCUCAGGUACUAUAUGGAAUCGCUCAGUGAAAUGUCUGCUGCCCUUGCCAACCGGACGCGAGGAAGCAUCGUUACUUUAUGUGUCAUGUCCAGGUUGUAUAGUCUCUAUGAGGUAUUCUUCGGGCAGGAUGACGAGGACAGGAUAGCCCAGGCUCGUAAUUGGCGAAACCAUAUCAACGGAGAGCUCGCUAUUGUGACCUCUCAGCCACCGGAAACAUAUAUCUCGGGAUAUUUGCACCAGUUCUUUGUGGACGGAAGACUUCAUCUUACAACUAGCGCCGUUCAGGCCCGCAAGCGGAUUAUUUUAAGCAAUCCGGAAUGGAAAAAUAUUCCGUGGAGUGAGAUACCUAAAACGCCAAAAGAUCGCCUAAUCGAUAUUCUAGUUGAGAUGCCAACGUUGCUCGAAAACCUGGAUAUAUCGCGAGCCUGCUCAGAUCCGGAAAUCCAGGAAUUCCAACGGCUGGAUCUGCUUCAAACUUGCUGGGAAUUAGAGAAAGAGCUUAUAAACUGGUGUAUGGAGUUGGGGAUUACCGACCCGACCUAUAGCCUUGACGCAGGACAAUCGCCAUUUUCGCUCGAUUACCUUGCGGCAUGCCACAUCAUGUGUCUCUACUGGGCCAUCUGCAUCAUUCUAUACAGCUCACUUCGGAUUCUGUCCUGUCCCCAGGUAGUUCUCCCGCCACAGACAGAUCCGAGGAUAUAUUGUGGGAGGAUCGCGAAGGCUAUGCCCCUACUCUUACAUCCGCUAUCUGGCGCGUACGGGGUGCACCUGGCAAGCUUUCCUGUUGCCAUUGCCCUGAUGUACCUCAACGCUGUCGAUGGGGAGGCAAUAUAUGAAGAGAAGCGUACAAUAUUUGAUGCGUUUGCAAGGUCUGGUUAUGGGAAAACUGUUGAGCGUUUUAAUCAGAGCAUGCGACGCCAGGAUGCCAGGUCCCCUCGGGUCGCUAAUAUGGAUGGGCCGAAAGCGGUACCAGCGCAAGCUAAGUCCUGGUUUGGGGUCGAGGGGGAGGAGUUGUGAAGAUACAUUCAAAUUCCCACAUCUUUAUUUGCCUUGCCGUCAAUCUGUUUAUUUAUAUGUUCUUCCUCAUGUUUACCUGCAUUGCGCUGUGUCUUGUCAAGGAUGAUUGUUGCACUGACCCGCUUCUCCACAUUGAGAUUUUUACCUGCUUUUGAAUCUGCGUCUUCUUCUGACAGCGUUUCUAGUUGAAUCUCUAAUAUAUCCGUCUAGUUAUUCUCUGAUCGAUCGACAUUGCUUUGAAGGAGUUUCUCAUCUGUUUAGUAUGUGUGGACUACUAUGGCUCUUUAUUCUUUCGUUCUCUCUUUCUCUUCGUUUUUCUCUCUCCUGGAAAGAUCAACGGUUGAGUAUAGGAACUUCGAUUGAGUAAGUUAGUGUCCAGCUGUUGCAACCAGCACAAGUAUUUUGAUAUGUUCAAGAUCUGAAGAAAAAAGUAAUACUGAACCUCAAGUCCAUCGGCUACUAGUCUCAAAAGGGAAUUUUCAGCCUCAGCCCUGAAUGUGGGGACACUAGUUAUUAUUAUAUAAAUAGAAAUUUUAUGCCAAACUUCAUUAUCA
Messenger RNA from Blastomyces gilchristii SLH14081, 2619 nucleotides. RefSeq lists its product as uncharacterized. The transcript is spliced from 4 exons. Gene Ontology annotation, biological process: regulation of DNA-templated transcription. Gene Ontology annotation, molecular function: DNA-binding transcription factor activity, RNA polymerase II-specific; zinc ion binding. The record is from RefSeq and is a predicted model, not a curated record. Bases 602 to 2065 code for a protein of 487 amino acids. Lineage: Eukaryota; Fungi; Ascomycota; Eurotiomycetes; Onygenales; Ajellomycetaceae.